Molecule: messenger RNA, 690 nt
Organism: Elephantulus edwardii (Cape elephant shrew)
Lineage: Eukaryota; Metazoa; Chordata; Mammalia; Macroscelidea; Macroscelididae
Product: carcinoembryonic antigen-related cell adhesion molecule 21-like
Exons: 3
Coding region: 1-690 (229 amino acids)
Biological process (GO): regulation of immune system process; signal transduction
Cellular component (GO): cell surface; plasma membrane
Molecular function (GO): protein tyrosine kinase binding
Source: RefSeq, a predicted model, not a curated record
AUGGAGCCCUCCUCAGCUGCAACUUGCAUCCUGCUCACAGUCUCACUUUUCAUCUUCAGGAGCCCACCUAUCAUAGCCCAGCUGACCAUUGAAUCGGUGCCGAUCAACGCCGUCCGAGGAGACGAUGUUCUUCUACGUGUGCUGCGCAAUCUGCCAGCAGAUCCUUUCACCUACUACUGGUACAAAGGGGAAACAGCAGAUAUCCUUUCGCAAAUUACAACAUACACAGUAUCAACAGGAGCAAGGACCAAGGGGCCAGCUUAUAAUGGCCGAAAGACAAUCUAUCCCAAUGGGUCCCUGCUGUUUCAGAAUGUCACCUUGGAGGAGCAAGGGCCCUACACACUACAAAUAAUAAAUUCAGAUGUUCAGCUCGAGACAGCAAUUGGACAAAUCCAUGUAUAUGAGUUAGUGACAAAGCCCUCCAUCCGAGCCAGUAACAUCCUAGUCAAAGAACACAGCGGCCCUAUGGUCAUGACCUGCGUCACAAACCACACUGACAUUUCUAUCCGCUGGGUCUUUGAAGGGCACAGCCUUCAGCUCACAGAGGGGAUGACUCUGUCCCUGAACAACAGCUCCCUCACCAUAAACAUUAUCAGGAGAGAGGACGCCGGGAAUUACCAGUGUGAGGUCUCCAACCCAGUCAGUUCCAGGAAAAGUGACCCCUUCAGCUUGACAGUAGAAUGUGAGUGA